AUGACAGAGUUGCUGGCCCAGAUAGACGCUUAUACCCAGGAAUUUUCCGCCACAGUCAUAGAUGUAGUUGACGGCGGAGUGGUCCUGGAUCGCACUGUUUUUUUUGUUGGCGGCGGGGGACAACCUUGUGAUACCGGAAUUCUGAACGAUGGCAAUCAGAGUUACGUGGUCAAGAAAGUAGGCCGCUCUGAUGGAAAGAUAGUCCAUCGAAUCGAUGGGGCGCUGCCCAAUGUAGGUGCAUCUGUUACAGGGCGAAUAGACUGGGAAACUCGAUAUCGGCUCAUGCGGACGCACACUGCUCUCCACAUACUGUGCGGUGUGGUGUGGCGAGACUACGGGGCCAAGGUAACCGGUGGUGAUAUGCGGCCCGGCGAAGCCCGUAUGGACUUUGAACUUGAACAGAUGAGCGCCGAGUUCGCCAGCGAAGUGGAAGAAAAGAUCAAUGCCGAAGUCGCCGCCAGCCGGCCGAUACAUGUCCACAACCUCAGCCGUUCAGAAGCAGAGCAAGUGCCUGAUCUCAUACGCACCAAGAUCAACCUGCUUCCUCCCAACAUACAGAAGGUCCGGACGAUCGAUAUAUCAGGACUGGACCUGCAGGCUGACGGAGGAACCCACGUAGCCAACACAUCUGAGGUGGGCGGUAUAAGGGUGGUUGGACACGAGAGCAAGGGUCGCAUAAACAAACGCCUGCGAAUUGCCUUGGUGGACUAG
Messenger RNA from Geodia barretti, 711 nucleotides. Lineage: Eukaryota; Metazoa; Porifera; Demospongiae; Tetractinellida; Geodiidae. The record is from the annotation of a GenBank genome assembly.